Phyllostomus discolor (pale spear-nosed bat) is the source of this 1824-nucleotide messenger RNA. It is a transcript of the gene KDF1, whose product is annotated as keratinocyte differentiation factor 1. NCBI's taxonomy places the organism in Eukaryota, Metazoa, Chordata, Mammalia, Chiroptera, Phyllostomidae. Gene Ontology annotation, cellular component: cell junction. The record is from RefSeq and is a predicted model, not a curated record. The coding region runs from base 121 to 1317 and encodes 398 amino acids. The transcript is spliced from 4 exons. Gene Ontology annotation, biological process: keratinocyte development; regulation of epidermal cell division.
CUCACCUGCACCCCAGGUGAGCCGCAGGGGCGGGAGGAAGGGGGCCAGGGGGAGGGGCCGAGCCGGAGGCUCUCACCUGGCGGGACAGGUGCCUGGCUGCAGCAAACCAUGUAAUGAGCCAUGCCCCGCCCUGGACAUCCACGCCCAUCAUCUGGGCCCCCACGCUUGGGACCCUGGGAGCGGCCAUCAGAGCUAUGCCUAGAGACCUAUGAUGAACCAUCUCAGCCCCCACCAAGCCGCCGCACCCGUAGGCCAGACCCCAAGGAUCCUGGCCACCAUGGGCCCGAGAGCCUUACCUUCAUCUCCAGCUCUGCUGAGCCUGCUGCAGAGCCCCCAGCUUGCUGCCUGCUCUGGCGACCCUGGGUGUGGGACUGGUGCCUGGCUGCCUUCUGCUUCCGCCGCUGCCGGGAUUGCCUCCAGCGCUGUGGAGCCUGUGUGCGGGGCUGCAGCCCCUGCUUGUCCACCGGGGACUCCCCUGAGGGGGCUGUGGAAGUCAACUGGGCCAAGGAGCACAAUGGAGUGCCUCCCAGUCCUGACCGUCCACCCUCCGGCCGGCGGGAUGGCCAGCGGCUCAAAUCACCCAUGGGGAGCAGCUUCAGCUACCCUGACGUCAAGCUCAAAGGCAUCCCUGUAUAUCCCUACCGCAGUACCACCGCUCCAGCCCCUGAUGCGGACUCCUGCUGCAAGGAGCCGCUGGCCGGGCCCCCACCCAUGCGGCACAGCCUACCCAGCACCCUUGCCAGCAGCCCCCGUGGUUCUGAGGAGUACUACUCCUUCCACGAGUCGGACCUGGACCUGCCUGAGAUGGGCAGUGGCUCCAUGUCAAGCCGAGAGAUCGAUGUGCUUAUUUUCAAGAAGCUGACAGAGUUGUUCAGCGUACACCAGAUCGACGAGCUGGCCAAGUGCACGUCAGACACUGUGUUCCUGGAGAAGACCAGUAAGAUCUCAGACCUCAUCAGCAGCAUCACGCAGGACUACCACUUGGAUGAGCAGGAUGCUGAGGGCCGCCUGGUACGCGGCAUCAUUCGCAUCAGUACCCGAAAGAGCCGCACCCGACCACAGACCACAGAGGCGCGCUCCACCCGGGCUGCUGCCCCUGCCACCACGGCCCCUGACAGUGGCCAUGAGACCAUGGUGGGCUCUGGGCUCAGCCAGGAUGAACUCACAGUGCAGAUCUCCCAGGAGACAACUGCAGAUGCCAUCGCCAGGAAGCUGAGGCCUUUUGGACCCCCAGGGUACCCCGCCAGCCACGACUCGUCCUUCCAGGGCACCGACACGGACUCCUCAGGGGCACCCCUGCUCCAGGUGUACUGCUAACCCCAGCGGGGCCCAGUGGCUACAACCAACCUCUUUGGAGAGCAGCACAGCCUGCAGAAUGAAAAGGGGGACCAGGACCCCCUUGGGGGUGGCAGUGCCCACUCUGGCUCCUCCACCCUUGGUUCCUGGAACGCGUGCACUUCACUGGGCCAUGGUGCCCACAUUCCCCUGGGUCCCUGGCUGGCCUGACCCGUCCUUUCUGCCUCUGGCCUUCAGGCAGCCUGGGCCAUGGAAAGCAAAAACUUAAUUACCUUAUGGGAUUGAAUCCCAGCCCCAUGCCUAAAACCUGCCCCCCAAUCAUGCACCCCUCCCUUUUCCCACAGCAGGUGGGAGAGGGUGACGGCUACAAGCAGCUUGUCUUUAAUGGAUUGGGUUGCGGGGCAGGAAAGUCUCCGUCGAUUUCUGUGGGCAGUGCCUACUCCGUUAUAUUCUGUUGAACAGUUGUUUCCACUACAUGUAUCGUGACCAUAGUUAAAAGUACAAAGGAAAUAAAGAUGUCUGUCUUGU